UGACACAUAUAACAAUAUGAUGUGUCAUUUCUUUGACAUGUCUACAUUAUUAUGAAGUUACCUUUUCAUACAAUUUUAUCACCUUUCCUAAAACCAUAUUUCAGACACACCAGGCUGUUUUGUCAGCACCCGACAUUCUCAGCUAGUAUUUUGUAUACAUACUUCUAUGGUGUUCUUGGUUUGAUUGUCAGUAUCCAUGAUUUGAAGAAGCACUUUGGAGAGAUACAAGUUGAUGGAAAACUGAGUCUCAAUUUUCGUGAUGCAAUGAUCGUUCAUGACAUAAAAGUCAUAGUUUCAUCUAUGGGAUUGGUCCAGCACUUGUGCCUUUUAAUGGGAUGCUUCACCCAAACCGCAACCCGGGAGACUUCUCAGGGAGUCCGAGUGAGGCUAAGAGCGUUGCUUGUCGCGCUACUUGGAGUGUCAAUGUCUGCUUGUGCUUUCGCCUCUCAACCCGUGGAAUUAGAACUUGAUGAUGAAGAUGUCGCCCAACGGUUGAAUAACGUCAGCUUUGCUAGACGAAUAACAAAACCUACAAUACGGCUGUUGAUGGGCUACGGAAAAUUGAGUGCAGUUAUUACCGCUUUUACAUCUUUACUUUUACUGGUUGCUGUUAUGUCAAAGCAGUCUUGGCACCGACGCGGCGCGCGAUGGCUGGCAGCGCCGGCGCUAUUGGUGACUGCGUUGGAGAUUGCGUCUGACGCGAGCGACGCCAUUUUGGCAGCUCUACUCCGGGAGUCAACCGAGCCUUUUAGAGUGGCAGCGCAAACUAUUGCUGCCGCGAUCCUUAUUACUAUCGAGAUAUUAGUUUGGUUUUUCAUAGCAAAAUUUUUCGAAUACAAUCCACCGAUGUCUCUCGAAGAAACUAAGAAGGAUAUCACAAUUGAGCCCUAUCUACAAUGAAAAACGGAUUUCUUAAUUAAAUUUUUAUUAAAAUAAUUUGGACAAUA
Messenger RNA from Pieris rapae (cabbage white), 947 nucleotides. RefSeq lists its product as uncharacterized. The coding region runs from base 52 to 900 and encodes 282 amino acids. The record is from RefSeq and is a predicted model, not a curated record. The transcript is spliced from 6 exons. NCBI's taxonomy places the organism in Eukaryota, Metazoa, Arthropoda, Insecta, Lepidoptera, Pieridae.